This is a messenger RNA of Arabidopsis lyrata subsp. lyrata, 2253 nucleotides long. RefSeq names its product heavy metal-associated isoprenylated plant protein 33. Lineage: Eukaryota; Viridiplantae; Streptophyta; Magnoliopsida; Brassicales; Brassicaceae. The record is from RefSeq and is a predicted model, not a curated record. Gene Ontology annotation, molecular function: metal ion binding.
AUAACGAAGUAGCAACUUUGCAUCAUCAUCAUCAUCUCUCUCUCUCUCUCUCUCUCUCUCCCUCUCAUUCUGAAAUAGAUGAAGUAGAGAAGUUAAUGUUCACCAAACUUACUGUAAAGUCUGAAACUUUCUUCCUUCUUCUUCUUCUUCUUCUUCUUCUUUGCUUCAUUCAAAUUAAUCUUUCAAGAACCAGAGGAGUUGUCUCAGAUCUAGUGAUAUAAGUGAGGAAGAUUUGAAUUUCGUCACCAAUUCAAGAAAAGAUGAGUAAAGAAGAGUUUAUGAAGAUCCAGACUUGUGUUCUCAAAGUGAAUAUUCAUUGUGAUGGUUGUAAGCAGAAAGUGAAGAAAAUCUUGCAGAAAAUUGAAGGUGUUUUCACGACAAAGAUAGACGCAGAGCACGGGCAAGUGACUGUAUCUGGAAACGUAGACCCAUCAGUUCUUAUCAGGAAGCUCUGGAAACUUGGUAACCAUACCGAAAUUUGGGAGAGCUCAAAGGGAGGAAAUAACAACAAUCAGAACCAACACUUGGCCAAUCAGUUCAAAGCCAUGCAGAUUGAUCACGGCGGCAAAGGCGGUGGCGGUGGCGGUGGCCCUGCAAACAAUAACAAAGGCCUAAAACGCGGAGGCGGUGGUGGUGGUGGUGGAGGAGGCGGUGGACCACCGAAGAUGGUUCUUCCGCAGUUAACUCCACAACAGAUGCAGCAGUUGAAUCCUCAGCAGCUUCAGCAGCUACAACAGCUUCAGCAGAUGAAAGGGUUUCAAGAUCUGAAGCUUCCUCCUCAGUUAAAGGGUGGUCCAGGUCCUGGACCUGGCUCUGUUCCUAUGAACAAGAAUCCUCAGAUGCCUAAUAAUCCUAAUCAGAAGGCUGUGAAGUUCAAUGUUCCGGAUGAUGAUGAUGACGAGGACGAUUUCAGUGAUGAAUUCGAUGAUGAGUUUGAUGAUGAUGACGACGAGUUUGAUGAUGAUUUGGAGGAUGAUGAGUUUGACGACCACCCACCUCUGCCUAACAAGAUGAAGCCUAUGAUGGGCGGUGGUGGUGGGGGUAACAUGAUGAUGCCUAACGCUCAACAGAUGUUAAACGCUCAUAAAAAUGGUGGUGGUGGUGGUCCUGGACCCGCCGGUGGUAAAAUUGAGGGUAAAGGUAUGCCUUUUCCGGUUCAAAUGAAUGGAGGCGGUGGUGGAGGUCCCGGUGGUAAGAAGGGAGGUCCCGGUGGAAGCGGUGGUAAUAUGGGGAAUCAGAACCAAGGCGGAGGCAAGAACGGUGGUAAAGGCGCUGGUGGACAGACGUUAGAUGGAAAAAUGGGCGGAGGUGGCGGCGGUCCUAACGGUAAUAAAGGAGGUGGCGGAGGAGGCCAGAUGAACGGUGGUCCCAACGGUGGGAAAAAGGGUGGUGGGGGAGGUGGCGGCGGAGGAGGAGGACCCAUGAGUGGAGGACUCCCGCCAGGUUUCCGUCCAAUGGGAGGCGGUGGUGGUGGAGGGGGAGGACCUCCGGGGAUGAGUAUGCCAAUGGGUGGUCCAAUGGGUAGUCUACCACAAAUGGGUGGUGGUCCCGGUCCAAUGAGUAAUAAUAUGCAGGCAGUUCAGGGAUUACCCGCAAUGGGUCCAGGCGGUGGUGGUGGCGGCCCAUCCGCAGGAGCACCACCAGGAUAUUUCCAAGGCCAAGUCCCCGGCAAUGGCGGAGGCGGACAAGACUCAAUACCGGGAAAUCCCAACUUACAACAGCAGCAACAGCAACAACAACAACAACAACAAUACUUAGCGGCGGUUAUGAACCAGCAACGAGCCAUGGGCACCGAACGGUUCCAGCCGAUGAUGUACGCUAGACCACCACCAGCUGUCAACUAUAUGCCACCACAACCGCACCAACAAUAUCCAUACCCGUAUCCAUAUCCGUAUCCACACCAGUAUCCGCCUCACAAUGGUGACCAGUAUUCUGAUUACUUCAAUGACGAGAACACAUCAAGCUGCAAUAUUAUGUGAACAACAACAAAACUUUCCAUAGUUUGUUCCUGUCUGUGAUUAUACAUGGAAAUGGUUUUUUUUUUCAUAAUUAUUGGGGGUUCUUAGAAUCCUUCUUUUUUCUCCUCCAACGGAUCAAAUCCUAAAUUAUAUUAGGAUUUUCUUUUAAUUUGUGAUAGUUCUUAAGUAAUUUUAUAGAAUCAUAAUAUAAAAUCAAACGAAUAUCUUAUAUUCAGUACUUGUUUUUUUUCUCUGGGUUCUUACUUUCUUAAUGAGAUCCCAGUGUUCAUAUGUU